UUUCCUCCUCUGGAUGCCAGGAGCGGGGUCCUUCUCCUGCAGUCACUUGGCUGUCAACUCCUCAGUUGUCAUCUUGGGAGGAAACAUCACAGCUUCUUGUACCAUCUGGAGAAACCACUGCCCCAUUGCAAAGGAUAGCAAAAUCCAGAUUAUUUGGAAAUUGAGCAACCAACAACUUCAAGGAUCCCAGUACAGCUUAAGCAAUGGAGUGGAAGUUUCCAACAUCACUCUCGGCCCCUUCAAGGAACCUGUGACUCCCCUGAGCUGCUACCUGCAGGAACAUGAUAUCCCACAGGUUGUGAACCUUACCCGGAUCAAGGCUGGAUACCCUCCAGGCCAACCUCAGAACCUCACCUGUGUCUUCAACCUUACCUCCAAGAGCCUGGCCUGCCAAUGGGACCCUGGCUGGGACAGCCUCCUCCCAACCCGUGUGGCCCUGAAGGGAUUCCGGAGCUCGAGGGAGUGCAAGGCCCUGACCCCCAUCACAGAUUGCAUUCCUGAGCCUGGCCAGCACUCCUGCACCUUUCAACGCCUGGAGCUGCAGCUGUAUCAAAAAAUGCUUUUCUGGGUGUCUGUGGAAAAUGCCCUGGGCAACGUGACCUCAGAGCGCUUGUGUGCAGACCCCAUGGACCUAGCCUGGCUGGAGCCCCCAAUCAUCCAGGACAUCAGGCCCCUCUUCGAGGAGAGCGACUGCAUGGAGGUCAAAUGGGAGGCCGCGAAGGAUAGCGAACUCAUGGAACAGGCCUGCGACCUGCGCUAUCGGGUGGAGGGCAGCCUGGAGUGGAGCCUUGUUCACAACAUCACCACCUCCAGCCGGCGGAUCCAGCAGUGUGGCUUCCUCUUUGGCAGCCUCUACCGCUUCCACAUGCGCUGCAGGCGCCUGCAUCUCAGCUACUGGAGCAGCUGGAGCCCAGCCAAGCUCUUCACUACCGACGAGAAAGCACCUUCAGGAAUGCUCGAUGCCUGGUGGGAACUGCGAGAGGCAAAGGAGGGGACAGAGGUGCAACUCCUGUGGCAGCCGAUGAAGCCGCAUGAGGCCAAUGGUAAAAUCCUGGGAUAUUGGGCAGCACUCAGCAUCAAUCAGCACGCAAGCAAUUCCCUCUCUCUGUGUAACACCACGGAGAAGCAAUGCACGUUCUUGAUGCCCCCAGGAGCCAGAAGGAUCUAUCUCUCAGCCUACAACUCUAGAGGUGCAUCUCAACCCACAGAAAUCUUCUUGCUGGAGAAAAACGGUCAGCCUGUGCUCAAGGUCCAGGCCUCCCCCCACAACGAGAAGAGCUUCCAGCUGUGGUGGGAUCCUCCAAGGACCCCAGCGACUGGCUACAUCAUUGAGUGGCACCAAGUGACUUCUGCAGCAACAGACCGCAACUUUGGGUGGCAAAAGCUACCGAACGGAAGCAUCAGAGAAAUCCUGAUCCAAGAAAACAUUGAACCUUUCCAGCGCUACAACAUCUCUGUCUACCCCCUCUACAGAGACCGAGUUGGGGUACCGCAGUCCAUAGAAGCUUACACACGGCAGAAAGCUCCAACCAACAGCCCAGAAGUACAUCCUCAAAACAUUGGGGUGUCCACAGCCGAGGUUCGGUGGAAUCCUCUCCCUAUUGAAGAACGGAAUGGGUUCAUCACUGGCUAUACUCUCUUCUGGAUCACUCGCGAUGAAGAACCUAGAAGUAUUGCUGUGAACGCUUCCGUAAACACCCUGACCAUCUCAGGUCUUCGGCCUUCAAAGAUGUACAGCCUGCAUCUCAUGACCUCUACAAUGGGUGGGAGCACCAAUGGGACCAGCCUUGCGAUCACCACCAAGGACAUGGAAUUCCUGGACAUCACCAUUGUGUACUUACUCAUUGGGCUGCUCUUGGCCAUGGUUAUUGGCAUGGUCAUCUGCUUUCAGAAGAGCAAAAGGAUGAAGACGCAGUUCUGGCCCAGCGUCCCUGACCCAGCCAACAGCAGUCUGGGCAAGUGGGCCCCCGCUGUUCUGCAGGAGGAGACUAUGCAGGCCCCCAAGGCGUGUGAGCUCAGCCCCAUCAUCGUUUCUGCCAUCCUCAUGAUUGAAGCAGACGAGAAGAAGUGCGUCUCCUGUGGGAAAAGCGAGCCCAGCCCAGCUGUGGAGGAGAGUCCGGCAGCCCCCUCUGACUCCGGUGCCCAUGAAGCCAAAGGAGCUGUGCCAACUGGGGGCUCAGGGCCAACCUCCUACAUCAACAACCCAGAGCCUGUUCAGUAUGCCAAGGUGCUGGGGGGCAGCUACCUCACUCAGCAAGAAGCCUCCUCGCCCACCGUCUACGUAUGCUCCAGCUCCAGGCAGCCUCUGCUCCGCAGCCUGACCCCUAGCCCAAAGCCCUACAAGAACCUCUGGUUCCACGGUGACCAGCCCAAGCAAGCCCCCCCCUCCAGCUUCCAAGAGGAGACGGUUUUCCUGGAUGGGGCCCUGCUUGAUUUCCCAUUGCUGCAGGGGCUCAAAAUUGAUGGCGAUGAAGACCUCUGCAACUUCCGACAGCUAUAA
Messenger RNA from Notechis scutatus (mainland tiger snake), 2500 nucleotides. It is a transcript of the gene CSF3R, whose product is annotated as colony stimulating factor 3 receptor. Gene Ontology annotation, cellular component: membrane. Gene Ontology annotation, molecular function: protein binding; cytokine receptor activity. The record is from RefSeq and is a predicted model, not a curated record. Lineage: Eukaryota; Metazoa; Chordata; Lepidosauria; Squamata; Elapidae.